Messenger RNA from Pistacia vera, 2763 nucleotides. RefSeq names its product probable receptor-like protein kinase At2g23200. Gene Ontology annotation, molecular function: ATP binding; transmembrane receptor protein tyrosine kinase activity. Gene Ontology annotation, cellular component: plasmodesma; plasma membrane. Gene Ontology annotation, biological process: protein autophosphorylation. The transcript has a single exon. The record is from RefSeq and is a predicted model, not a curated record. NCBI's taxonomy places the organism in Eukaryota, Viridiplantae, Streptophyta, Magnoliopsida, Sapindales, Anacardiaceae.
UUUGAAGUUGAAUUUUCAACUCUCCUGUCUUAUAAGUUGACUUGAGUCUUGAGUCUUGAGUCUUGAGUCUUCUUCAUCUAAAUAAAAUAUCAUAUAUCUACAAUUCUCAGAGAUUGGCUCUGCUCUUAAUGAAUUAAUGGAAACACUAGAAAGCAUGAAAAUCCACUAUUCUUUAUUUUCUCUUGUUUUUCUUUUCCAGUUCUUGUCACUUGGAUUUACCUCUUCAGCUUAUACUCUCCCAGAUAAGUUCUUCAUCAACUGCGGUUCACAGAACAACAUAAAAACCGACGGACGUCGUGAAUUCACUGGGGACUUGAAUUCUGGUUCCUUCUCCUUUUCAAAGCAGAGCAAGACUGUUAAAGACAGCAAUCAGGCAGUUGAAAUUUACCAAACAGCCAGAGUUUUCAGUCAACCAUCUUUCUAUGAAUUCGAGAUCAACAGUAACGGCACUUAUCUGGUACGCCUUCAUUUUUUCGCUUUCUCCUCUUCAAUCAAUCUCUCCACAGCUGUUUUCGAUGUUUUGACUUCGACUUCUAAGUUUUUGCUGUUGGAGAAUUUUACUGUCCAGAACCCUAGCCACUCUCCUAUAGUAAAAGAAUUCAUUCUUAGCAUCGCUAUAGGCAAAUUCAAGAUUUACUUUACUCCUUAAGUUUCGUCUUUCGCAUUUGUUAAUGCUAUAGAAGUCUUCCCUGGCCCUGAAAAUUUCAUUUCUGAUAAAGCUGGAUAUAUUAGAACUUCAGGAAAUGUGAGUAAUUACACGGGUUUACUCUCAAAGCUUGUAUAUCCAAUUUAUAGAAUCAAUGUUGGAGGCCCUACACUUACGCAAGAUAAUGACACUCUAUGGAGAAACUGGAAGCCGGAUGAUAGUUAUUUGCUUAAUCCAGACGCUGUGACGAACCAGACUUACUCAGUUAAGCCUAACUAUCUGGGAAAAGUUAGUGAAUAUAUUGCCCCGGAUUUUGUCUACCAAACGGCCAGAGAGUUGAGUAAUAGCUCUUCAAGUGACUCCAACUCCAACUCCAACAUAAAUUGGUCUUUUAGUGUAAGUAAGAAUGCUAUGCAUUUCGUUCGGCUUCAUUUCUGUGACAUUGUCAGUCCAUCACCAAAUGUUACAAUCUUCAAUCUCUAUGUUGAUGGCAACCUCAUUAAGAGAAUUGCACCUUAUUCAAUAGUUAACGAGUUGGCAGCUCCUUUUUACUUGGAUUAUGUGGUGGAUUCUGAUUAUUCUGGAACUAUGAAUAUCAGUGUAGGGCUUAACAACGAUACUGAUUGGCCAACUGCCUUUCUGAAUGGACUGGAGAUAAUGGAGUUAAUUGCGAAAUCGGGUUCGCUUCCGAAGAUUAAUGAGCCCAAGAAAGAUCUUGUAUUGGUCGUGGUCGGUUCUGUUCUUGGAGGUUUAGCUCUUAUAAGCAUUUUGGCAGUUGGGAUAUUCUGGGGUUUGAAAUGCAGGAAGUCAAAACCUGCUGAACCGUUGGAGUGGUUUCCGCUACAUAUUUAUGGAGCUGGAAAUUCUCAUGGUAAGGUGACUGAGGGAACCAUCAAUGGCUCUCCCAUACCUUAUUUAAACCUUGAGUUAAAAAUUCCUUUUGCUGAAAUUCAGUAUGCCACAAACAAUUUCAACAGCAGGUUACUGAUUGGUAAGGGCGGAUUUGGGUAUGUCUAUAAAGGAACUUUUAGGAGUGGCCUCAAAGUUGCCGUAAAACGAAGUGAACCAGGAUCAGGCCAAGGUCUUUCAGAAUUUCAAACAGAAAUAAUGGUCUUAUCCAAAAUUCGACAUCGGCAUCUUGUUUCCUUGAUUGGGUAUUGUGAUGAAAGGAAUGAGAUGAUACUAGUUUAUGAAUUCAUGGAAAAAGGGACUUUGAGGGAUCAUCUAUACAACUCAAAGUUGCCUAGUCUGUCUUGGAAGCAAAGGCUUGAAAUAUGCAUUGGUGCAGCAAGAGGACUUCAUUAUCUCCACAAAGGUUCAGCAAGGGGAAUCAUUCACCGUGAUGUUAAGUCCACAAACAUAUUGCUGGAUGAAAACCAUAUUGCUAAAGUUGCCGACUUUGGCCUUUCAAGGUUGGGUCCUUCUGAUCAAACCCAUGUUAGCACAGCAGUUAAAGGCACUUUUGGUUAUCUAGAUCCUGAGUACUUCAGAUCCCAACAAAUAACAGAAAAAUCUGAUGUUUACUCAUUUGGCGUUGUUCUUCUUGAGGUACUAUGUGCCCGACCGGCUAUCAAUCCCUCACUACCAAGAGACCAAGUCAACCUAGCUGACUGGGGAAUGCAUUGCAAGAACAAAGGAGUAAUUGAAGAGAUUGUGGAUCCUUCUUUAAAGGGCAAGAUCACUCCUAAUUCAUUGAGAAAAUUUAUCGAGACAGUAGAGAAAUGUUUGGAAGACGAUGGUGUUGACAGGCCAACUAUGGGUGAUGUGUUGUGGGACUUGGAGUAUGCAUUGCAGUUUGAACAAAGUUCAACAAGGAGGGAACCGCAUGAGGACACAACAACCAAUAGUUCAUCUGUGUUAAUAUUGCCUGAUGUCAAGCGUUUCCCUUCAUUUAGCCAGUCCAUUAAUGAUAUGCCCAAUUUGACACCGAAUAGCUUUAUCUCAUCAGAGAAUGAUGUUUUCUCCCAAUUGAGAAUUGAGAAUUGAGAAUGCCAGGUAAAGCAGUUUAAUUUCUUAGCCUCUGUAGUUAUUUCUGUAAACAGAACUGGAAAAACUUGCCACUGCUUUCUAUUACUUAUAAUGUAUUCUUGUUGAUGUAUUGCAAUAACAUAAAUGUA